This is a messenger RNA of Poecilia latipinna (sailfin molly), 859 nucleotides long. Its product is annotated as fucolectin-1-like. NCBI's taxonomy places the organism in Eukaryota, Metazoa, Chordata, Actinopteri, Cyprinodontiformes, Poeciliidae. The transcript is spliced from 3 exons. The record is from RefSeq and is a predicted model, not a curated record. The annotation marks the transcript as partial.
AUUCUCUGUUUUAGGGUUGCUGUCAUUUCUCAUAUCCCAGCAGGAAGGACUUUAACCAUAACAUUUACCAGACUUGUGGAAGGCCGUUAUGUGACUGUUGUGCUUCCAGGUGCUUCCAGAAUGCUCACUCUCUGUGAGGUGGAGGUUUAUGGAUACCGUGCUCCAACUGGGAAUGUGGCAAUUUAUGGGAAAGCCACACAGUCAACGGUUUAUCCUGGAGCCAUCGCCUACUACGCUAUUGAUGGGAACCGUGCAGCACUGUGGAGCCAGAGUUCCUGCAGUGCCACAAAUAAUGACUUUAACCCCUGGUGGAGACUGGACCUGGGCAGCACCCAUAGAGUGUUCAGGAUCAACAUAACCAAUCGGGUAGAACUUCCCACUCGAAUUAAUGGAGCUGAAAUUCGUAUUGGAGAUUCACUUGAUAACAAUGGAAAUAACAAUCCCAGGUGUGCUGUGAUCUCAACCAUCGCUCCAGGUUCUACUGAAACCUAUCAGUGCAACGGCAUGGAUGGUCGAUACAUCAACGUUUUCAUACCUGGAAGAAAUGAGUAUCUCACCCUGUGUGAGGUGGAAGUGUACGCAUCCCAACUGGAUUGAACUAAAGAGUCUAGGCAUUACAUGACAGGGAUGUCAUUUCAUUUAUAGGAGUCUCCACAAUAUAAAUUAUGAAGUUGUCAUACUUAAUUAUAGUCAAAUCUUAGAAAAUUGUGACCACAAGAUGGCAGAAAAUCCUCACAAUGAAUUAAGUGUCAAAGCUCUCCUUCAGACAUUUAUUCACAUCACAAAUGAUGAGCUUUCAAGUGUUUUAUAACUGUUUACAAUAUUAGAUUAAUUUGCAUCUCAUGCUGAAGCUUGUGUU